Molecule: messenger RNA, 813 nt
Organism: Paracoccidioides brasiliensis Pb18
Exons: 3
Coding region: 1-813 (270 amino acids)
Source: RefSeq, a predicted model, not a curated record
AUGCCUCUUCUAACCCUCCACCUGCUCACUCUCUCGACGAACACUAAUCCGAAAACUUUCAUAGAAGAGCUCAAGAAAUCUCCAGGGGUCGAGGUUAUCGUCUGCUCCCGCCCACGGCAUGUGGUUGUCCGGUCCCACAUCCUAGACGGAAACCCAUUGCAGACCACAAAUUGGGACCUGCUAAUUCUCCUCCGAUCACCACGGAACGCAAUUCCGUCCCACCUCCGCGAAUCGUAUGUAAAGAGCGAGUAUUCUAUCCAAGCGGGGAUUCCGUCAAAGUUGCUAUCGACAUUUGCAGAUCGCGAUGCAAAAUUGAAGUGCGAAGCAUCCUCUAUUCCCACUACUGGGGCUCUGGAUAUUGCUCGCGGGAAGGCUUCGUCUCAAAGCCUGGAACUCUCGCCCGAUCUUCUCAAGUUCAUGGACGAAUUGCUGAAGACCCACGACAAGCCAGUGACGAUGCUUAAUCUCCUACAUUUCCAUCAAUGUGGGAAACAGGAGUACUUUAAAUAUGGCCAGGGUUUUGUCAAAGUCGCCAGCAAAAUUGGCGGUGAUGCGAAACUAGUCGGCAAUGUUGUUCACCCUGCUGCAGAUCAAUGUGAUUCCCGGGGAAAUCCAGACAGACCGGAGGAAGAUUGGUGGAAUGAGAUUUCCAUUGUCCAUUAUCCAUCCAUUCGACAUUUCUGCGACAUGUUGGCUUCGGAGGAGUAUCAGGAGAUCAAUACAAAGCAUCGAUUAAAUGCUUUGAAAGACACUUUCCUGCUUUGCACUACGGAAUUUGAUGUCGAAGAGGGUGGGAUUCCUGCAAAAUUGUAA